AUGAGUUGAGUUAAAAUCAAAGAGUACCUACAAUAAGUACAAGGAAAAAACUAUACAAAAGUGAAAUAAACACAAAAGUAAACUAAAACAAAAUGUAAAGCAACUAUAACAAAAAAGCUCCAGCACUUCCCAAUCAGAAAAAAUGAAGUAAAUUCAAAUUAAUACGCCUAUACAAAACCUAUCCCAUACCAUAGCAAUGGCAGUGAUACCCGAGCUUGUUCGUAGGGUCAUAGUCGCAGGUGUAAUACCGAAAGUCAACGUGUUCCGUUACUCUAAUGGGCUGAGUGACGUCACAAUGCGGUUCCAAAGUAGUUGUUCAAGUGAUGAUAGUGACAGUAAUAAGGAUCCUACCCCCGGUGGUCCCACCUUGUAUGAUUGUCGCAAGUUAGGUCACAACCUUUCAUCCAAUAAUGUGUGUCCUCUUUUCAAAACUUUGGAAAACAUACCGACUGGAGUCUUCAGGAACGCUACAGGAGAGAUUCUCGGACGCGGUGCAGGCAAAUGCUGCCAUUAUAAGAAUCCGGAAUAUUAUUCCUACCAUCAUAUGAGUUUCUAUGACCUCAACCUCGCUUUAAGACAAUACCGCAAGACUUCACCCAGUACUGAGAGGAAACCUAAUGUUUAUCGGCCACCCUGUUGAAGAAAU
Spodoptera litura is the source of this 646-nucleotide messenger RNA. RefSeq lists its product as uncharacterized. Gene Ontology annotation, cellular component: mitochondrion; respiratory chain complex I. The record is from RefSeq and is a predicted model, not a curated record. Lineage: Eukaryota; Metazoa; Arthropoda; Insecta; Lepidoptera; Noctuidae.